AACCUUCCCGUCGCGCCUGCAGCCCACACGCGCGGCGGGGACAAUUUAGCUGUCGCACACCGCUCUCCUGGCGUGCUGCCGUUCGCUCAGACCGCGAAGGCAGACGCGGAGGUUCUGCCUGCUGCUUCCUUGGUCGUGAGCGGCAUGGACGUGCUAGCGGAGGAGUUUGGGACCCUGACCCCGGAGCAGCUAGCUGCGCCGAUCUCCACUGUAGAGGAAAAAUGGAGGCUGCUUCCAGCAUUUUUAAAGGUGAAGGGCCUCGUGAAGCAGCACAUAGACUCCUUUAACUACUUCAUCAACGUGGAGAUAAAGAAGAUCAUGAAGGCCAAUGAGAAGGUCACGAGCGACGCCGACCCGAUGUGGUAUUUAAAAUACCUGAAUAUCUACGUUGGGCUUCCUGAUGUUGAAGAAAGCUUCAAUGUAACUAGACCUGUGUCCCCUCACGAGUGCCGCCUGAGGGACAUGACGUACUCCGCCCCCAUCACAGUGGACAUCGAGUACACCCGAGGCAGCCAGAGGAUCAUUCGCAACGCCCUGCCCAUCGGCAGGAUGCCCAUAAUGCUCCGAAGCUCCAACUGUGUCCUCACGGGGAAGACGCCGGCCGAGUUCGCCAAGCUGAACGAGUGCCCUCUGGACCCAGGUCUGCGUGGCUAUUUCAUUGUCAAAGGAGUGGAGAAAGUUAUUCUCAUCCAGGAGCAGCUGUCCAAGAACAGGAUCAUCGUGGAGGCGGACAGAAAAGGUGCUGUCGGAGCCUCAGUGACCAGCUCCACCCAUGAGAAGAAGAGCAGGACCAGCAUGGCUGUGAAACAGGGACGCUUCUACCUGAGGCAUAACACCCUGUCUGAGGACAUCCCCAUCGCCAUCAUCUUCAAGGCCAUGGGUGUGGAGAGUGACCAGGAAAUUGUGCAGAUGAUUGGGACGGAGGAGCGCGUGAUGGCCGCAUUCGGGCCCAGCCUGGAGGAGUGCCAGAAAUCGCAGAUCUUCACACAGAUGCAGGCGUUAAAGUACAUAGGAAAUAAAGUAAGAAGGCAAAGGAUGUGGGGAGGUGGACCAAAAAAGACCAAGAUAGAAGAAGCGAGAGAGCUCCUGGCUUCCACCAUUCUGACCCACGUACCGGUCAAGGAGUUCAACUUCCGAGCCAAGUGUAUCUACACUGCAGUGAUGGUUCGCAGAGUCAUCCUGGCCCAGGGGGACAAUAAAGUGGAUGACAGAGACUACUACGGAAACAAGCGGCUGGAACUGGCAGGACAGCUUCUGUCUCUUCUCUUUGAAGAUUUGUUCAAAAAAUUUAAUUCUGAAAUGAAGAAGAUCGCAGACCAGGUGAUUCCCAAACAAAGAGCGGCCCAGUUUGAUGUUGUGAAACACAUGCGCCAAGACCAGAUCACCAACGGCAUGGUGAAUGCCAUCUCCACCGGAAACUGGUCUCUGAAGAGAUUUAAAAUGGAUCGCCAGGGUGUGACCCAGGUGCUGUCACGUCUGUCCUACAUAUCUGCGCUGGGCAUGAUGACAAGAAUCUCUUCCCAGUUUGAAAAAACCAGAAAAGUGAGCGGGCCUCGCUCCCUGCAGCCGUCGCAGUGGGGAAUGCUGUGCCCUUCGGACACUCCUGAAGGAGAGGCCUGCGGUUUGGUGAAAAAUUUGGCCCUGAUGACUCAUAUCACAACCGACAUGGAAGACGGACCCAUUGUUAAGUUAGCCAGCAACCUGGGAGUGGAGGACGUGAACUUCCUGUGUGGGGAGGAGCUCUCCUACCCAAAUGUGUUCCUGGUCUUUCUCAAUGGCAACAUCCUCGGGGUCAUUCGAGACCACCAGAAGCUGGUGCACACGUUCCGGCUGAUGCGCAGAGCCGGGUACAUCAACGAGUUCGUGUCCAUCUCCACGAACCUCACGGACCGCUGUGUUUACAUUUCCUCAGACGGAGGGAGGCUGUGCAGGCCUUAUAUCAUCGUCAAGAAACAGAAGCCCGCAGUCACAAAUAAGCACAUGGAAGAGCUGGCUCAGGGCUACAGGAACUUUGAGGACUUCUUACACGAGAGUCUGGUUGAGUACUUAGAUGUGAACGAAGAAAACGAUUGCAACAUCGCACUCUACGAGCACACAGUCAACAAAGACACCACCCACCUGGAGAUCGAGCCCUUCACGCUGCUCGGCGUCUGCGCCGGCCUCAUCCCGUAUCCGCACCACAACCAGUCCCCGAGGAACACCUACCAGUGCGCCAUGGGCAAGCAAGCCAUGGGUACCAUUGGAUACAACCAGCGAAACAGAAUCGAUACUCUUAUGUACCUGCUUGCGUAUCCACAAAAACCCAUGGUUAAAACGAAAACCAUAGAGCUGAUAGACUUCGAGAAGUUGCCAGCAGGGCAGAACGCGACCGUUGCUGUGAUGAGCUACAGUGGCUACGACAUCGAGGACGCGCUCGUCCUAAACAAGGCCUCCUUGGACAGAGGCUUCGGGCGGUGCCUCGUGUAUAAGAAUGCUAAGUGUACGUUGAAGCGCUACACCAACCAGACUUUUGACAAAGUGAUGGGGCCCAUGCUGGAUGCCGCUACCAGGAAGCCCAUCUGGCGACAUGAAAUUUUAGAUGCAGAUGGUAUUUGUUCUCCAGGUGAGAAAGUAGCCAACAAACAAGUGCUUGUGAACAAGUCCAUGCCCACCGUGACUCAGAUUCCGCUGGAAGGGAGCGGGGCGGCCCAGCAGCCGCAGUACAAAGACGUGCCCAUCACUUACAAAGGGGCAACAGACUCAUACAUUGAGAAGGUGAUGAUCUCCUCCAAUGCCGAGGACGCCUUCCUCAUCAAAAUGCUACUGCGACAGACCAGGCGCCCAGAGAUCGGGGACAAAUUCAGCAGUCGUCACGGGCAGAAAGGUGUUUGUGGCUUGAUCGUCCCCCAGGAGGACAUGCCGUUUUGUGACUCUGGCAUCUGUCCAGACAUCAUAAUGAACCCGCACGGCUUCCCAUCGAGAAUGACGGUGGGCAAGCUGAUUGAGCUGCUGGCCGGCAAGGCGGGCGUGUUGGACGGCAGGUUCCACUAUGGCACCGCAUUCGGCGGGAGCAAGGUGAAGGACGUGUGUGAGGACCUCGUCCGCCACGGGUACAACUACCUGGGGAAGGACUAUGUCACCUCCGGCAUCACUGGGGAGCCCUUGGAAGCCUACAUCUACUUCGGACCCGUUUACUACCAGAAGCUCAAGCACAUGGUUCUGGACAAGAUGCACGCCCGGGCCCGUGGGCCACGCGCCGUCCUCACCAGGCAGCCCACUGAGGGGCGGUCCCGAGACGGAGGCCUGCGCCUUGGAGAGAUGGAGCGGGACUGCCUGAUCGGCUACGGAGCCAGCAUGCUGCUGCUGGAGAGGCUGAUGAUCUCCAGCGACGCCUUCGAGGUGGACGUCUGCGGCCAGUGUGGUCUGCUGGGCUACUCCGGCUGGUGCCACUACUGCAAGUCGUCCUGCCACGUGUCCUCGCUGCGCAUCCCCUAUGCCUGCAAGCUGCUCUUCCAGGAGCUGCAGUCCAUGAACAUCAUCCCCCGGCUGAGACUGUCCAAGUACAACGAGUGAGGCCCGGAGCCGCCCGGGAAGAGUGUCCCCGAUCCGCUCCGCUCAGAGACAGGGACUGAGCCGAGGGGAGGCGUCUUGUCUUUGAGCCGACCAUCCAGGUCGUGCCGGUCAGGAGCCUUGAGCCGCAAGCAGAAACGUGUCCGAGACCCGAGGGGGCGUCCAUUCCCUGCGGCGGCUUCUGGCCUGCCUGCCUCUGGACGAUUGGAGGGUGAAUGGGUCACAUGACUUUUGUCCAGGCCACUUGUGGAGCUGGCUGUGGCGGCAGGAAGAUGGAUAAGUGACUCCUGUGGUGCUGAGGGGCACAUCUGCCGUGAUGCUCACCCGUACCCACCCACCCUCGGUGAUACUGAUCUCGCUGAAAUGUAGCAAGUAUUUUCCUGCCUUGUUAAGCCAGAGCUCAGUUGCUACUGUUUGGAUUUUCCCUGAUCGUAUCAUGACACUGUAUUUAUUAAACAUGUGAAUAUCAUUUUA
Messenger RNA from Cavia porcellus (domestic guinea pig), 4023 nucleotides. It is a transcript of the gene Polr3b, whose product is annotated as RNA polymerase III subunit B. Lineage: Eukaryota; Metazoa; Chordata; Mammalia; Rodentia; Caviidae. Gene Ontology annotation, molecular function: DNA binding; ribonucleoside binding. The coding region runs from base 145 to 3552 and encodes 1135 amino acids. The record is from RefSeq and is a predicted model, not a curated record. Gene Ontology annotation, cellular component: RNA polymerase III complex. Gene Ontology annotation, biological process: DNA-templated transcription. The transcript is spliced from 28 exons.